Puccinia triticina is the source of this 1062-nucleotide messenger RNA. RefSeq lists its product as uncharacterized. NCBI's taxonomy places the organism in Eukaryota, Fungi, Basidiomycota, Pucciniomycetes, Pucciniales, Pucciniaceae. Gene Ontology annotation, molecular function: ribokinase activity. The coding region runs from base 1 to 1062 and encodes 353 amino acids. The record is from RefSeq and is a predicted model, not a curated record. The transcript has 5 exons. Gene Ontology annotation, biological process: D-ribose metabolic process.
AUGGAGGGCAGAGGAGCCUGUUUUAUCAGGAGUAGUGUCAACAUCGACCAAUAUCUUGCCGUUGAGAAUAUUGUACGGUCAGGAGAAACGAUUUCAAGCCGGGAAUUUACUGAAAGGAUUGGGGGAAAAGGUGCCAAUGCAGCGGUUGCAAUUUCCAAAGCGGGAGAACAUGUCUAUUUUUCUGGGCUGAUGGACAACCAGUCAGGUUGGCUAAAAGAUACCUUGAAUGGGUUCGGUGUUGAUGUUGAUGGAUUGAAAAUCUGCGACGAAAAAUCAAAGCUACCCACUGGCCGAGCGAUAAUCCAAGUUUCUCAUCAAACCGGCGAAAACGCAAUCGUGCUGGUUCCGGGCGCCAAUCAUGCACCACCUGAAUUCUGGCCUGACCUUGGACCUAUAUUGAAGCCGACCAAAUAUAGUUAUGCACUCCUUCAAAACGAAAUCCCAAUCGCACAGACUCUCCUCACUUUGAAAACUGCCCAUUCACUUGGCAUCGCCACCAUUUUCAAUCCUUCACCGCUACCGAGUCUCAAGGAAGUUGCAGAGCUGAUAGAUUGGGAUUGUGUUGACUGGUUGAUCGUUAACGAAGAAGAAGCUCGAAUGCUAAGAGAUCGUGCAGCCUCACGGAACCGCUGCAGCGCGCAGCUUGAAUGCGGAAAGAUUCCAGAUUUCGAACAAGAGCUAGCAGUUUUGCAAGACUUAAUCACCUUAUCAAUGGCCACUCUUUCAAUCGUUAUAACGCUGGGAUCACGUGGUUCUUUGCUAGCUUUUCGAAAUACCUCUUCCGUUUGGAUUGGCUUUCAUACACCUGCGAGUCCGGGAAAGCGGCCGGUGAUCAACACAACUGGCGCUGGGGAUUGCUUUACAGGUUUUCUGGUCGCUGAAUUGAUCAGGUUGAAGGAAAAUCCGGUCUCUCAAAAUCAAUUUUUGGAAAAAUUGAAAAGGUCCAUGCAGGUGGCUAGUCAAGCUGCUCGCUUGUGUGUCGAAAAUCACGGAACCAUUGAUAGCUACCCAUCGCUUGAAGAAAUCCUUAGUUCUCAAUCAUUUCCAGUCUGCUUAUUUUAG